Ailuropoda melanoleuca (giant panda) is the source of this 1483-nucleotide messenger RNA. RefSeq names its product zDHHC palmitoyltransferase 4 (gene ZDHHC4). Gene Ontology annotation, cellular component: Golgi apparatus; endoplasmic reticulum. The record is from RefSeq and is a predicted model, not a curated record. Gene Ontology annotation, biological process: peptidyl-L-cysteine S-palmitoylation; protein targeting to membrane. Lineage: Eukaryota; Metazoa; Chordata; Mammalia; Carnivora; Ursidae. Bases 382 to 1413 code for a protein of 343 amino acids. The transcript has 7 exons. Gene Ontology annotation, molecular function: protein-cysteine S-palmitoyltransferase activity.
UGUCUGAUUCGCCCUUCCACCUUGUGUGUGUGUGGUUGCAGUCCCACCUCCACCCCGCCAGGUGCUCAGGCACCCACCGUGUCCCCUCUGCGCCUCUGCACCCCGGCCCCCAGGGAAAGUUCCGGCCAGGCCCACCGGUCGGGACCCUCGGACAGUGUCGCCUCAGAUAAGCCUUUCUGUCCGGUGGCCAGCGUGGACACCUCAGGGACUAGGGAUAGGAACCGGAAUCCAAGGCUCCUGGCUUCAUCUUCCCAGUUAGCUUUUCCUCCCGAAAUCCCGUAACCCUUUUCACCUCGUGGGAUCUCAGCAUCCCCCAACUUUCAGAUUAUUUCCCACAAUUUAUACCGCCGCUGACUCCCAACCUGUUUUAUUGUCCCCAGCAUGGACUUCUUGGUUCUCUUCUUGUUCUACGUGACUUUGGUGCUGAUUGGUAUUGUUACGAUAUGCAUCUGCUCAAAAACCCAUUAUCGGAAGGGCCUGGUCAGAGGGGGAGCACAGAUAAUUUCCUAUAUAAUUCCAGAAUGCCUUCAGAGAGCUAUGCUAAAAUUGCUUCAUUACCUCUUCCAUACACGAAACUACACCUUCGUUCUCCUGCACCUCAUCUUGCAAGGGAUGGUUUACAGUGAAUACACCUGGGAAAUAUUUGGCUACUGUCAGGAGCUGGAGUUCUCCUUGCAUUACCUUCUUCUGCCCUACCUGCUGCUGAUCGGAAACCUGGUGUUUUUCACACUUAGCUGUGUGAGCAACCCUGGUACCAUAACAAAAGCAAACGAGUUAUUGUUUCUUCAAGCUUAUGAAUUCGACGAAGUGAUGUUCUCAAAGAAUAGGAAGUGCUCGACUUGCAAUUUAAGGAAACCGGCACGAUCCAAGCACUGCAGUGUAUGUAACAGGUGUGUGCACCGUUUUGACCAUCACUGUGUUUGGGUGAACAACUGUAUCGGGGCCUGGAACGCCAAGUACUUCCUCCUCUACCUCUUGACGUUGACGGCCUCAGCUGCCACCAUGGCCGUUGUGAGCACUGUGUUUCUGGUCCAGUUGGUGAUGUUGUCAGACUUGUAUCUGGAGACUUACAUUGAUGACCUUGGACACUUCCAGGUUAUUGACAUUGUCUUUCUUAUUCAGUACCUGUUCCUGACCUUCCCAAGGAUCGUCUUCAUGCUGGGCUUUGUCGCCAUGCUGAGCUUCCUCCUGGGGGGCUACCUGUGCUUCACUUUGUACCUGGCUUCCACCAACCAGACCACUAACGAGUGGUACAGAGGUGACCGAACCUGGUGCCAGCAUUGCCCCCACGCGGCCCGGCCCCCAUCAGCAGAGCCCCAGGUCCACCGGAACAUUCACUCCCGUGGGCUUUGGAGCAACCUUGGAGAGAUCUUCCUACCUGCCACUGCACAUUAUGAGAGAAAGAAGAACUAAGAAUGGGAAGUGUUACUGCCACUUAAAUAUAGUAUACAUUUAUUUAUACAUAUAGGUACUUACUUUCUAA